Messenger RNA from Folsomia candida, 435 nucleotides. RefSeq names its product acanthoscurrin-2-like. The transcript is spliced from 2 exons. Bases 1 to 435 code for a protein of 144 amino acids. Lineage: Eukaryota; Metazoa; Arthropoda; Collembola; Entomobryomorpha; Isotomidae. The record is from RefSeq and is a predicted model, not a curated record.
AUGUGCACAGGUGGAGGUGGUGGUUGGGGACCUGGAGGAGGGUGGGGCCCACAGGGUGGUGGGGGUGGUGGUGGAUGGGGAGGUGGACCGUACAGUGGAGGUGGGGGUGGUUGGGGAAAUGGCGGUGGAGUUGGUGGGGGUGGCUGGGGAAAUAGUGGGGGUGGUGGUGGUGGUGGAGUCGGUGGCUGGAGCGGGCCUGGAAUUGGGAGCAUAGGCAGUUCCGGUUAUGGUGGGGGGAAGCUUGGGGGCGGUGGAAGCGGAAUCGGCGGAGGUGGCUGGUCUGCAGGAGGAGGAGGGGGGAAUGGUGGGGGAUUUGGCUGGAGUGGGGUCGGUGGGGCCGGUGGAGGGAAAUUAGGCGGUGGCGGCAUCGGGGGAGGAGGAUGGCGCAAAAAUGAUCUCGGGGAUGGCCUAGAAAGUGAAGAACAUGAAGAAUAG